Molecule: messenger RNA, 588 nt
Organism: Entamoeba dispar SAW760
Lineage: Eukaryota; Evosea; Mastigamoebida; Endamoebidae
Product: rab5, putative
Exons: 2
Coding region: 1-588 (195 amino acids)
Molecular function (GO): GTPase activity; GTP binding
Source: RefSeq, a predicted model, not a curated record
AUGAGUGAAGGAAACACAUAUCAAUUUAAAAUAGUUUUACUAGGAGAUAGUAGUGUUGGUAAAUCUAGUAUUGUCCUAAGGGUAUGUAAAGAUGAAUAUAAAGAAUUCCAAGAAAAUACUAUUGGUGCAGCGUUUUUAACAAAAACUCUUAUUGUUGAUGGAGAUACUAUAAAAUUUGAAAUUUGGGAUACUGCUGGACAAGAAAGAUAUCAUUCACUAACUCCAAUGUAUUAUCGUGGAAGUAAUGCUGCAUUAGUUGUUUAUGAUAUUACUUCAGAUUCUUCUUUUACUCAAGCAAAAAAAUGGAUAGAUGAAUUAAGGGGAUCAGGUAAUGAAGCUAUUAUCUUCUUAGUGGGUAAUAAAUGUGAUUUGGCUGAUUCUCGUGUUAUUACAAAAGAAGAAGCAGAAGGUUAUGCUCGUAGUUUAUCUAUAGAUUACAUUGAAACAUCAGCAAAAGCAAAUAUUAAUGUUAAUGAACUAUUUGAUCAAAUCGCAAGAAAAUUACCAAGAAAUGAAAAAGGUUUGAUUGAUCCAGAUGAGGUUCUUAUUUCAAACAAUAAAACUGAUAACAAAAAAGGCUGUUGCUGA